UUUCCCUUCACUCACCACAGACAUUCUAAUGGCAACAACCGAAGAAACCGAACCAACAUGGCCACAACUUUUGGGAAGCAACAACUGGGAAGGGCUCUUGAACCCUCUUAACCUCAACCUCCGAAACCUUAUUCUCCGUUGUGGUGACUUCAUCCAAGCCACCUACGACGCCUUUAUCAACGACCAAAACUCCAUCUAUUGCGGUUCAAGCCGCUUCGGCAAAACCUCCUUCUUCCACAAGGUCAUGCUCGAAAACCCAACACACUACACCGUCACCUCAUUCCUCUACGCCACCGCACGUGUCUCCGUCCCAGAAGCCUUCGUCCUCCACUCGUUGUCACGUGAGUCAUGGGACCGCGAGUCCAACUGGAUCGGCUACAUCGCCGUCACCUCCGACGAAGUCACCGAAGCUUUAGGCCGCCGUGAAAUUUACGUCGCGUGGCGCGGCACAACCAGAGAUUUCGAAUGGAUCAACGUGCUUGGUGCUGCUCCUGAAUCAGCAAAAGGGUUAUUGAGUACUAAAAGCCUCAACGAGUUCAACAAGGGUAACGGUAAUAGUAAUAACAGUAGUAGCAGCGAUGAUGAUGAGGAUGAUGAGAGAAUGCCAAAAGUGAUGAGGGGAUGGUUAACAAUCUACACCUCAGAUGACCCAAAAUCUUCUUUUACGAAAACAAGUGCGAGAACACAGGUUUUGAACAAGGUGAAGGGUUUGUUAGAGGUUUACAAGGAUGAGAAUCCUAGUGUGGUGUUAGUGGGGCAUAGUCUUGGUGCGAGUUUAUCAAUUUUGUGUGCUUUUGAUUUGGUGGAAAAUGGGGUCAUUGAUGUUCCUGUUGCUGCUAUUGUAUUUGGGUCUCCUCAAGUGGGGAACAAGGCUUUCAAUGAGAGGUUAAACAAAUUUCAUAAUUUGAAUGUUUUGCAUGUGAGGAAUAAGAUUGAUUUAAUACCACAUUAUCCGGGGAGGUUAUUGGGGUAUAAAUAUACGGGUGUGGAGUUGGAGAUUGAUACAAGAAAAUCGCCGAGUUUGAAGCAUUCGACGAAAACGGAUGAUUUGCAUAACUUGCAGGGUAUGUUGCAUGUGGUGGCAGGGUGGAAUGGGGCUGAUGGGGAAUUUGAGAUGAAGGUGAAGAGAAGCUUGGCUUUGGUGAAUAAAUCGUGUGAUUUCUUGAAGGAUGAAUGUCACGUGCCUGGGUCAUGGUGGGUGGAGAAGAAUAAAGGUAUGGUGCGUAGGGAUGAUGGUGAGUGGGUUUUGGAUGAUCCCGAUGAUGAGGACCUCCCUGUGCCUGAAGAUUGAUUGGGUGGGAGAUCACGGUAUCAUGCUUUAUUUUUAUUUUUAUUUUGUCCGUUGUGUUUGUAACUCUUUUUUAUUCUCUGUAUCUCUGUAUGUGACUCGAAUAAUAAACAUUUGCAUCGUUUGGAAGGUUUUUUUUUUUUUUUGUUACAGUUAUUGUAUUUUAGGGAUCUA
Gastrolobium bilobum is the source of this 1462-nucleotide messenger RNA. Its product is annotated as phospholipase A1-IIdelta. The coding region runs from base 29 to 1291 and encodes 420 amino acids. Lineage: Eukaryota; Viridiplantae; Streptophyta; Magnoliopsida; Fabales; Fabaceae. The transcript has a single exon. Gene Ontology annotation, molecular function: glycerophospholipid phospholipase A1 activity. Gene Ontology annotation, biological process: lipid metabolic process. The record is from RefSeq and is a predicted model, not a curated record.